AUGCCGUCGUCGAAAGCAAGAGACAGUCCCUCUGUGGAGCGUCGCGACCGUCUUACUCUUGCGAAAUUGGCCAGCUAUGACGAUGUCGCGACGGAUGCGCUGGUUGACCGGGCCUAUUUCUGGACCAAUACCCGCAAAAAUCGUACGAAAUAUAUUCCCGUGAGAGGGGUACAUGAGGAUGAUGUCGCUCGUAUUCUCCUUCACGAGGUCAUUGUUGCCAAGGACUCUGCGCAAGCGGAAAAGCAAUUGCUAGCAAUGUCAGGUAUGAAGAAGUACUUGGCUAAGCUUCCGAAUGAUCGUGAAAAGGAAUGGUUUCGUCGGCAUCUGCGCAAAUAUAUACAAAUGUAUCUCCCUGACUCGCCCUUCGAAGUUACUACAACCAAUCGCUACACGAUUACCGAACAUGAGGCGGCGAUAUGCGCUAGGAAAUUCAUCAAACAGGGCCAGGAAAUCAAGUACCUUAGUGGGACGCUUGUUCCCAUGACCCGCGAAGAAGAGCAGGAAUUGGAUCUGAAGAGAAAGGAUUUCAGCAUAGUCAUGUCUAGUCGAAGAAAAACGCCGUCGUUUUUUCUCGGUCCCGCUCGCUUUGCCAACCAUGACUGCAAUGCCAAUGGCCGAUUGGUAACACGGGGAUCGGAGGGCAUGCAAGUUGUGGCCACUCGAGACAUAUACAUAGGAGAAGAGAUCACCGUUUCAUACGGUGACGAUUACUUCGGUAUUGACAAUUGCGAGUGUCUUUGCCUAACAUGCGAACGGGCAGUCCGCAAUGGCUGGGCGCCUCAUGUUGACUCCGAGGAAGGGUCAAGCAAGGCAUCUACCCCAGCUCUGAACGAUGAAGCCAUAUCCAACGAUAGUUUACUUUCACCCAGAAAGCGCAAGCACCAUUUGGAUAGUGAUUCUGAUAUCUCACCCUCAAGUACGCCUAGGAAGAGGAGUAAGUUUACACGACAGAGCUCUAAACUACGAUCAGCAGUAUCACUUGCAGAUUUUGCUCCCGUUGGUUCGGGAUCGGAUAAUCCACCGCCCCAAGCAGAGACCUCAAUUGUGCCAGAAACUACGGGAGCCGCAAGUAUAACCAAUGAUACUAUUGUACCUGCAAGCGGUUCUGCUGUGGAGGUCUCUCAAGCGUCUGCUACUGACUGUGACUCAUCUCCUUCGCUCGAGGCCGACGAGUCGCAUCACUCGUCAACGUCAACAACACCAACAUCAAUCGGUGAUGUCAAGAUCAAGGUGGAAGAUACGGUGGAGGCGUCCCUUACUGAGUCGGCGUCGGCGACCCAUAUUACACUUUCAAUCACAGGCCAGCCUCACAACGACCGACACCCACCGGGAACUGACAACGACAUGUUGUCAGAAUUGUCCGAGAUAACUGACAAUCCUCAGAAGCCGAAAAGGUCAAGGGGUUCUCGCUGGAAGCAUGGUGUUGUCCCGUCGGUGGAGGAAGAGUCACACCGUGUUCGGGUCCCUGGUGACUACACAAAAACUUCUAAGUUGCUUGCGCAAGCCUAUGAUCGAUGGGUAGACUGCCAUACUUGUAAUGUUUGGUUUGUGCAGCACAAUUCAUAUCUCACUCGGCGAGAGUGUCCCCGCUGUGAGCGUCAUUCAAUGCUCUACGGUUUUCGCUGGCCAAAGACGGAUAAAGAGGGCUCAAUGGAUGACGAGGAGCGAGUGAUGGAUCAUCGGACUGUUCAUAGGUUCUUGUACCCGGAGGAAGAAGCUCGCAUCUCUCGCAAAGAUCGUGGGGUCAGUUUUGGCGUCACACCCACUCCCGAAUUAUCUGAGCCACGAACAGAGACCGAGGAUAGUGAAGCGUGCGAUGACCGUCGCAACACUAGAGCGAGCAGGACACGGACUCGCUCACUUCGGAUGACUAUGUAA
Aspergillus oryzae RIB40 is the source of this 1878-nucleotide messenger RNA. RefSeq lists its product as uncharacterized. The transcript is spliced from 2 exons. The coding region runs from base 1 to 1878 and encodes 625 amino acids. The record is from RefSeq and is a predicted model, not a curated record. Gene Ontology annotation, molecular function: protein binding; histone H4K20 methyltransferase activity. Lineage: Eukaryota; Fungi; Ascomycota; Eurotiomycetes; Eurotiales; Aspergillaceae. Gene Ontology annotation, cellular component: nucleus.